GCCAUAAAUACGUAUGAGUCCACUCUGAAAUUCUUCUCCAAGAGCAAAGUAUCCUUCCACAGCUUACUUGCUAUUGACCUUCCGUCAAAGAUGUCCUCUACCAAACCCAAGGUCGCCUUCGUCACUGGUGCGAACGGAAUUAGCGGAAAUGCUAUCGUGGAGCAUUUAAUUCGCACACCCAAGGCAGAAUGGUCAAAGAUCAUUAUCUCCUCCCGCAGCCCCCUCAAGGGGUAUUGGCAGGAUCCGAGAGUGGAGUUCAUCGCAUUGGACUUUCUCGAGCCUGUUGAGGCAAUCAUCUCAAAAAUGGCUCCUUAUUGCCAUGAUGUGACACACGCUUACUAUACUUCAUAUGUGCAUACCGACAAUUUCGCACGCCUGAAGGACUUGAAUGUACCGCUAUUCGAGAACUUCCUUACGGCAAUUGAUCAAGUUGCAAGGAAUACUCUUCAAAGUGUGUGUCUUCAAACUGGUGGGAAGCACUACGGAGCGCACCUGGGCCCCGUGAAGCAGCCAUGCAGCGAGGAACACCCACGGUACGAUGAUAAGGGAGAGAACUUCUACUACCCUCAGGAGGACUUUAUGUUCGCGAUGCAGAAGGACAGAAAUUGGACGUACAACAUUAUCAGGCCGAAUGCGAUUAUAGGGUUCACACCAGGGGGGAACGGGAUGUCCGAAGCUCUCACGCUGGCAUUGUAUUUUCUCAUCUGCCGAGAAACGGGAGAAUUCCCGCGCUUCCCUGGGAAUCAGUUUUUCUAUACCUGCCCUGACGACAAUUCGUAUGCACCUAGUCUUGCCGAUCUCAGUGUUUGGGCGACCACGACUCCAGCGGCGGCCAAUGAGGCCUUCAACCAUGUCAACGGAGAUACAUUCGUCUGGCGGUAUUUCUUCCCCAAGAUUGGGAGUUAUUUCGGCUUAGAGGUUCCAGAAACAACCAAAUUCGGUGCAACAGGUGAAGCCGGAACCCAGACUGAUAAUGAAUUCAAAAUGGGAGAGUGGGCAGCUGACAAGAAGCCCGUGUGGGAGGAACUCUGCCGGAAGCACGGCGGUAACCCGGAAGCCUUCAACUGGGGUACCUGGGGGUUCUUUGACUGGGCCAUCGGUAAGGCCUGGCCCACGGUUAGCUCUAUCACCAAGGCGAGGAAGUUUGGGUGGAAUCGGUAUGAUGACACCUACGAGAGUUGGAUUGAAACGUUCCGCUCGUUUGAGAAUGCCGGUAUUUUACCGCGCAACGGGGGGAAGGAAGUAUCCUGAUCGGCUGGAUUGAUAUGAUAAGGCUGAGGAAUGUAAAAUUCAAGAUAUCGGCUUGCCAUGUUCACCGCAGCCUGAACCCGAAGAUUUCACGCCUGCCAACGAGCAAUCAGGUUGGCCAGAUUGACCGUAACCAAGGAUCAUCCAAUAGUACCUUGUGAAUUCUACCUCCCUGGGCUCCCAUUUGAGCAUCUUGUCCAGGAAUCGGAUGAAAAGCUGCUGUUGUUCGCCCCUCCGAAUCCGCAUCAAACUUUCGUAACCCAAUUUACCCAUC
Messenger RNA from Aspergillus versicolor CBS 583.65, 1522 nucleotides. Its product is annotated as SDR family oxidoreductase. The transcript has 5 exons. Bases 91 to 1251 code for a protein of 386 amino acids. The record is from RefSeq and is a predicted model, not a curated record. Lineage: Eukaryota; Fungi; Ascomycota; Eurotiomycetes; Eurotiales; Aspergillaceae.